AUGGAAUCAGACACAGAAGUGGCCGACAGACUGGCUGCCAUCUCUUCCGAAUCUUCUCAGCCAGAUCGUUUGACAGAAUACCUUUCAUUGCUAAAAUCCCUUCUUGAAACAUCGUCAUUAUCUUCGAAUGGGUUAAUCAUUUUCGGUAGACUCAUCAUCACAUCUCCGUCAAUGACGAUGUAUGUUGGAAGAAGGGUAUUAGGUUUAUACAUUACCGUUUUAUGUGCCGGUACAUCGAUGGAGAAGAAAGGUACUGCUCAGCUGCACCUAGAGAAACGCGAUGAAGAGAGUAUUUCAACAUGGGAAGAAAUAGGUAAGAACGCUUUCCAAGGAGAAGAGAAUGGAGAAAUAAGGAAGGAUGUAGUGGAAGGUGUCUUGAAUGGUGGUGGUAUCAGUGGUUGGUGCGAUGAACAAGUCACAGUACUCAAACAUCUUUAUGCGCAUCUACUUCAACUUGAAGACGAUUGGUAUGGCGCUGCAAAAGCUUUGAUGCAAAUUCCUCUAGAAGGCACAUCGAGGCUCAUAUCUGACGAGGAGAAACUCGCGGUAUACAUAAAAAUCGUUCGAUUGCUCCUUGAGUGCGGCGAAUGGGGACAAGCUCAAACAUAUUUCUCCAGAGCGUCAUUAUUGAUUCAUGUCACUAAAGACAAAGAGACCAACCUCGCCUACAGACUAUCACAAGCUCGAUUAUUUGAUUUCUCUGCAAGGUUUAAUGAAGCUGCUCAGAAAUAUCAUGAGGUGUCUUUUGAUGGAGCAGUGGCGGAAGAAGACCGCAUCCAGAUGCUAAAAGCAGCGGUGACUACAUCCAUCCUGGCUCCAGCUGGACCUCAGCGUUCAAGAGUAUUAGCGGCUCUGAAUAGAGAUGACAGAGUACACACCGCCUUACCUUCAUCUUUAUCUGUCAUGCUCAGGAAGAUGUUACUGGAAUAUAUAGUCCGAACUGAAGAAGUGAAAGAGUUCGAACAAGGUUUGGAAGAUCAUCAAAGGGCCAAAGUUGAAGGCGGAGGUACUGUUCUUGAAAGAGCAGUUAGAGAACAUAAUGUUGGGGCUUGCGGGAAGGUUUACGACAAUAUCAGUUUUGAAGCUCUCGGUAAUGUACUCAAUCUAGACUCUGAUGCGGCGGAGAUGACUGCAAGAAGGAUGAUCGAACAAGGCCGUCUUCGAGCGUGGAUCGACCAACCCCUGCAUUCACUGUAUUUCGAAUCUCGAUCAUCUCACGAUGCAGACGCUGAAGCCCAAGGUACCGCCGGUGGUUUAGGUGUAGAAAGAGAAGAGAAGGAUGUCGAACCUAGAUUAUGGAGUGAGAGGUGGGACGACAGAAUCAGGGAGACCAGUCUUAAGGUCGAAGCUUUAGCGGAGCAAAUUCAGCAAAAAGGAUUAAUCCCAAUUGCAGCAGUUGCUUAA
Messenger RNA from Kwoniella shivajii, 1404 nucleotides. RefSeq lists its product as uncharacterized. The record is from RefSeq and is a predicted model, not a curated record. The transcript is spliced from 11 exons. NCBI's taxonomy places the organism in Eukaryota, Fungi, Basidiomycota, Tremellomycetes, Tremellales, Cryptococcaceae. Bases 1 to 1404 code for a protein of 467 amino acids. Gene Ontology annotation, cellular component: cytosol; COP9 signalosome.